This is a messenger RNA of Amoebophrya sp. A120, 2108 nucleotides long. Lineage: Eukaryota; Dinophyceae; Syndiniales; Amoebophryaceae. The record is from the annotation of a GenBank genome assembly.
UCAUUGCGUCGCCAAUACAUCUACAUGCAGGCUUCGGUCCACCUUUCAUCGUUUUUUAUAGGCGUAGCUGUUUCGUAUUCAUCGUCGCACUCACAAUUCUUGCCAACAUCGUCUUGCGUUAUACGUAAAACGAAAAACUUCGAAUGUGUAAUUACUAGCCUUAUCCCGCUUCCCGUGUCCAGUAACCUGCAGACUUAAUAGUAUUCCGCUAGAUGAAUAGUAGCACAGACUCAGCGUCCAUCUGUGGAAAAUCGGUUCCGGCGCUUCAGCACAGGCAGGCCCAUCCGCCUGCGAUUUUGAAAGCGCCAGACUGGCUUGGCCACGAUCCGGCACCGGCGCGGCUGGCAGGUUGGCCUUUGCCGCCAUCUUGCGUGCUGGCACCGGCGGGGCCGCGUUCUGGCGCCGGGCGGCGGGCCCGGCCAUGGUCCGGCACCGGCUUGGCGGCCAUGGUCCGGCACCGGCUUGGCGGCGAUGGUCCGGCACCGGCUCGGCGGCCAUGGUCCGGCACCGGACUUCGCGGGUCUGGGGACCCCUGAAUUUGUCGCUUCGGUCCGGCGCAGCGACAAAUUCGCGGGUCCGGGGACCCCCGAAUUGGUCGUUCCGGUCCGGCGCAGCGACAAAUUCGCGGGUCCGGGGACCCCGGGAUUUGUCGCUCCGGUCCGGCGCAGCGACAAAUUCGCGGGUCCGGGGACCCCGGGAUUUGUCGUUCCGGUCCGGCGCAGCGACAAAUUGGCGGGUCCGGGGACCCUCGAUUUUGUCGCUCCGGUCCGGCGCAGCGACAAAUUGGCGGGUCCGGGGGCUCCUGAUUUUGUCGCUCCGGUCCGGCGCAACGACAAAAUGACGGGUCUGGGGACUCCUGAUUUUGUCGCCCCGGUCCGGCGCAACGACAAAAUGACGGGUCCGGGGACUCCUGAUUUUGUCGCUCCGCCCCGGCGCAACGACAAAAUGACGGGUCCGGGGACCCCUGGAUUUGUCGCUCCGGUCCGGCGCAACGACAAAAUGGCGGGUCCGGGGACCUCUGGAUUUGUUGCUCCGGUCCGGCGCAACGACAAAAUGACGGGUCCGGGGACCCCUGGAUUUGUCGCUCCGGUCCGGCGCAACGACAAAAUGACCGGCGCAACGACAAAAUGGCGGGUCCGGGGACCCCUGAUUUUGUCGCUCCGGUCCGGCGCAACGACAAAAUGGCGGGUCCGGGGACCCCUGGAUUUGUCGCUCCGGUCCGGCGCAACGACAAAAUGGCGGGUCCGGGGACCCCUGGAUUUGUCGCUCCGGUCCGGCGCAACGACAAAAUGACGGGUCCGGGGACCCCUGGUUGUGUCGCUCCGGUCCGGCGCAACGACAAAAUGACGGGUCCGGGGACUCCUGGACUUGUCGCUCCGGUCCGGCGCAGCGACAAACCUGAGGCUUCGCUGCUUCGAGGCUUCGCUGCUUCGAGGUUUCGCUGCUUCGAGGCUUCGCUGUUUCGAGGCUUCGAGGCUUCGCUGCUUUGAGGCUUCGCUGCUUCGAGGCUUCGCUGCUUCGAGGUUUCGCUGCUUCGAGGCUUCGCUGCUUCGAAGCUUCGCUGCUUCGAGGCUUCGCUGCUUCGAGGCUUCGCGGCUUGCUUCGAGGCUUCGCUGCCUCGAGGCUUCGUGGCUUGCUUCGCUGCUUCGAGGCGUCGCUGCUUCGAGGCUUCGCUGCUUCGAGGCUUCGGGGCUGCGCUGCUUCGCGGCUGCGCUGCUUCGCGGCUGCGCUGCUUCGCGGCUGCGCUGCUUCGAAGCUUCGCUGCUUCGAGGCUUCGCUGCUUCCUCCGGCGUUUCGAGGCUUCGCCGCUUAGAAGCUUGGGCACUUUGUCUGCAUGUCGUUGUUGUUGUUUUUCGUUUCUAUUCUUUGUUUUCCUUUUUUGUUUUCAUUCUUUGUUUUCGUUUUUCGUUUCUAUUCUUUGUUUUCGUUUUUCGUUUCCAUUCUUUGUUUUCGUUUUUCGUUUUCAUUCUUUGUUUUUGUUUUUCGUUUCCGUUCUUUGUUUUUGUUUUUCGUUUCUAUUCUUUGUUUCUAUUGCGGGAUACUAUUAAAUAAUGGGUUUUCUGACUUAUAUCUAGUCAUGGUAGAGAUUCGUUAACAUUUACUCCUAC